AUGGGAACAACAUCCACAGAUACCCUGGAACUGGAGGUGCUGCGCAACCCAUCAAAUGUGAGGGGUUGGCUACAGUUCAUUCGAAGUAUUCUGUGUUCGGACUACCCCAAUCAGGUGUCUAAGGCAAAUGCAGUUAACGUGGCCUAUGAACGUGCCCUCCGCGCCAACGGUUACUCGUACAAGCUCUGGAUGGGUUAUAUUUCAUACCGGCGCGAGAACACACGAGAGCUCACUUCCCCUAAUGAGUGGUUCAGGUCUCUGCGGGACAUCUAUGAUCGAGCGGUGGAAAAACUUCCCAUGAUGCCACUGUUGUGGACUUCUUUCAUUGAGUUCGCUAUGGAUGGGUCGGUUGCACCUCGGAUUACACUCACUCGGCACGUGAUAACUAGGGCAUUGGAGGCACUUCCCUUCACUCAGCAUCACCGUAUAUGGCGGCUUGCUAAGCUUUGGGUUAGCCGACCACACGUACCCAUGCCAACGGCAACGUAUAUAUGGCGGCUGUACUUGCUGUACGAUCCGUCAACUGAAAAUCAACGAAACUACUUUCACAUGCUCUGGGAGAAGGGGAAUGCAUCGGACUUUCUCGUUGAGUGUGCGGCAUUUUUGUUGCGGGAUAGCACAUCGCAUGGGGGUCUGCUUCGUGAUAUCGCUUUCUGGGAAACAGUACGCACAGCUUUAGAAACCAAGGGACUUUGCUUCGGCGGUGAUAUUUCACAGGUGGAGAAAAUUGUCCAGAUGGCGGCGGAUUACUGCGCGUCGCCGGCAGAGUUUCGCCUUUCCUAUGCUGUUUUCUUGGCCAACCAGGGAGAGCUGAGUAUGGCACGUGAGACACUGUGGGCAAUUUUAAAUGAUGUUGACAAUCCUGCUGUUUUUUGCAGGGCUUUCACCGCAGCUCUUGCGUUUGAGAGCCAAAUCAUUGACUCCCUGGCGAUGGACUCCUCCAUCCAUGCUCUUGACGAGGUAAAGUAUCAGCAACUGCGGGAGAAGCUCUGUGGAGAUGUACCGGACCCCUUGUACCAUCUAACCCGCCUUACUCAGCAGCACCCAAUGCUGUUGAAUCAGCUUCAGCUGCGGGCAGAUCGCCACUGCACGGCACUCUGGCUGAAGCGCAUCGAAAUUUUGAAGGAAAUGGAGUGUAAUGGAGUCGCCACGUCAAGUGAUGUCAUUGCGUUGUAUCGGCAGGCCAUCACGCAGUGCACCUCCGGAAUGCCGAAUGUUGAGGCGGCUACAGCCCAACUGUUCGAGUCGUAUGCGUGCUAUUUGUGGGAAAACAAUCUUAGGACGGACGCAGUGACAGUAGCGGAUGAGGGUGCGUGGUUUGUUAAAUUUUCUUCCACUACUAGUAAUGUGCUUUUGAUGGGGUUGGUCGUGGAGUUUAGUCAGCUUACAGAUCCCGCGCGGACACUGGAUAAGCUUGUCUCAAGACUUGUCAAGGCAACGAAUGUGUCCAACUCUAUUAGAUCCAAAGGACUUGCCAGACAAGUGGUGGUGAAGAACUUAGCAAGGGAUCCCCGUGCAUGGGUGCUUGCCGUUGAUGUAGCCUUUCAUCGAUUGUUGUUGAAGAACACCGGGGAGAGUGGUGGAAGGAGCAACGAAGAACUAAAAAAUUUAAUAAGCCUUUUCUGCAACUCUUCGGGGUACACGGCGGAGGGUGCCUGUUAUGUGGCAUGCCGCCUGUGGCAAAGUGGCGAUGUGAGUGCAGCUUUCCAAGAGUUUGAGCGCGCGCUGGUGGCAUUUGCGGCUGCUCCGUUGGCCGUUCUUCACAUUCUUCAGCAGUACUUAAGUUGUUUAUGUGUUUCCUUCGGGACACGGUUGCCUCUCCACCGAUUUCGGGAGUUCUCCAAAUUGGGUCUGGACGUUGCACAGUUCACCAUGCGAUCAUCCCCCGUGUCUACGAUGGAGUUCCUUCUUAACUGCGUCACUUUAGAAUCUCGGCUAGGUUUUUCUGGAAGUGCCGUUCAAAUUGCGCGGGAAUGUCUUCACUUAGCGUUGAAACAUCAAGCGGAGUAUGACAGUCUUUUGUUCGGCGUUUUGGAUGCCGUCCUCGAGGUGACGUUUAGAUUGCAUGGAAGCCAAGCACUGCGUCACUAUUGUGCGGAGUUGCUGGAAAGACAGAAACUAACACCACAAUUGAUUCAGCGACUGGCUUUAUGGUGGGCUGCGGUGGAAAGGCGGACUGGUAAUGCGGAUAGGGCCCACACCGUGAUGGAGGCCUGUUGUAAGUCACAAGACCCGAGCAGUAGUCAUGGUGCUGUUUUCUGGAGUAUGUGGGAGUCGAUAUGUAACACCGUAAAGCAGUUUGAGGGGGUGCACAGGCGGAAGCAGCAGGCGGCACUCAAGUACAGUAGUGGGAAUAAUUCGGCUGACGCUGCCGUGGAUGGCGUUGAUGGAAAUAAAAACAAUAAUGUCGGUGCCAGUGGCAACGAAGCUAUUGAGGUUGUACCGGUGCCAGCACUUACGUGA
Trypanosoma brucei brucei TREU927 is the source of this 2463-nucleotide messenger RNA. RefSeq lists its product as hypothetical. The transcript has a single exon. Bases 1 to 2463 code for a protein of 820 amino acids. Gene Ontology annotation, biological process: mRNA splicing, via spliceosome; generation of catalytic spliceosome for first transesterification step. Lineage: Eukaryota; Euglenozoa; Kinetoplastea; Trypanosomatida; Trypanosomatidae. Gene Ontology annotation, cellular component: post-mRNA release spliceosomal complex; Prp19 complex; U2-type catalytic step 2 spliceosome. The record is from RefSeq and is a predicted model, not a curated record. Gene Ontology annotation, molecular function: protein binding.